AUGGACAUUUCUGAUUCCCAGCCCCGGUGUCGCUCUGGAAGGGAUCUCGUGGGAACUCUUGAUCCGGCCGCUGUACAGACGAUGCUGGACACUCACGUGCUGGGUCUGAUCAAACUAACGCAGGAUGUUCUUCCCGACAUGUGCAAACGCAACGUUGGCUCGCCCGCCGAGCACCGUAUCCUGGGGGUGCAAUAUAUUGUGCUCCCCAGGCUGCAAUUAAGAGUGCGAUCAGAGCUGGAAGAUAAGUUUAUGGGCAACAACUCGUUCGAGGCGGUCGAGCCUGUAGACUUAACUGUCCACGCGUUCGCAACACGUGAGACCAACGUCACUCCAGAGGCCGUCAUUGUGCCCACAUACCGAUCGCACUGA
Molecule: messenger RNA, 369 nt
Organism: Ogataea polymorpha
Lineage: Eukaryota; Fungi; Ascomycota; Pichiomycetes; Pichiales; Pichiaceae
Exons: 2
Coding region: 1-369 (122 amino acids)
Source: RefSeq, a predicted model, not a curated record